AAAAGUCUUUUUUUUCCUUCUCUUCCCGUUUUCACAUUAGCCACCCCUAAAAAAGAAACCCUAAUUCAAGUUUCGCUCUUCCGUUAAUUUAAUCGGAUAUCAAAUGGUGGAGCAACAUCUUCUCAUCAAAACCCACUUGUCUGUAGGAGCUCACCAAUACUCUUAGCUUCUAGGCUUUUGCACAGCCAUCAUUUAACCAAAAGUAGCAGUGAGGAAUAAUUUUGAUCAAAUGGCUGAAAGCUGGGAUGGAAGUUUCGACUCUGGUAGCCAGUCAGAUGAGAGUUACAAUUUUGGGAGGAUGCACAUAGAGCCUAUUUAUGAUGCAUUUGUUUGCCCUUUAACAAAGCAAGUUAUGUGUGAUCCUGUUACCAUAGAAAAUGGGCAAACUUUUGACCGUGAAGCAAUUGAAAAGUGGUUUAAGGAAUGCAGGGAUAGUGGAAGGAAGCUUGUCUGCCCUUUGACCCUAAGAGAAUUAAGAAGCACCGAACUUAAUCCCAGUAUAGCUUUAAGAAACACAAUUGAAGAAUGGAGUGCUAGGAAUGAUGCUGCUCAACUUGACAUGGCCCGAAGAUCAUUAACUCUUGGCAGCUCAGAGAGUGAUAUUAUGCGGGCUCUGAAAUAUGUGCAGUACUUCUGUCAAAGUAGCCGAUCAAAUAAGAAUGUUGUGCACAAUUCUGAGCUAAUACCUAUGAUAAUUGACAUGUUGAAGAGCAGCAGCCGUAAAGUUCGGUGUAAAGCUCUAGAAACACUUCGAAUUGUAGUUGAAGAAGAUUCUGAUAAUAAGGAAAUAUUUGCCCAGGGGGAUACUGUGCGAACAAUAGUUAAGUUCUUGUCUCAUGAGCUUUCCAAGGAGAGGGAAGAAGCUGUCUCUUUACUAUAUGAGCUUUCCAAAUCUGAAGUGUUGUGUGAGAAAAUCGGUUCUGUCAAUGGAGCAAUUCUUAUAUUGGUUGGAAUGACAUCCAGUAAAUCAGAAAAUAUCUUGACUGUGGAGAAGGCUGAUAAAACACUGGAAAAUCUGGAGAGGUAUGAAAACAAUGUGCGACAGAUGGCUGAAAAUGGGAGACUGCAGCCUCUUCUAACGCAAAUCCUGGAAGGCCCACCAGAAACGAAACUGUCCUUGGCUGCAUUUUUAGGCGAGCUGGCUUUAAAUAAUGAUGUUAAAGUCCUAGUGGCAAGAACUGUGGGUUCAUCUCUGAUCAGUAUCAUGAAAAGUGGUAAUAUGCAGGCAAGAGAAGCUGCUUUGAAAGCUCUCAAUCAAAUUUCAUCUUAUGAGGCAAGUGCCGAGGUGUUGAUACAGGAUGGUAUCCUUCCCCCUCUUGUUAAGGAUCUCUUCACAGUUGGGUCCAAUCAGCUCCCAAUGCGACUGAAAGAAGUCUCUGCAACAAUUCUUGCCAGUGUUGUUAGCUCAGGCUGUGACUUUGACUCCAUCAUAGUUGGACCUGACCACCAGACUCUAGUUUCAGAAGACAUAGUCCAUAAGCUACUUCAUCUAAUUAGCAACACAGGUCCAGCAAUUGAGUGCAAACUUCUGCAGGUCCUUGUUGGACUCACUAAUUGUCCCACAACUGUCGUGAAUGUGGUUUCUGCCAUCAAAAGUUCUGGUGCUAUUAUCAGUUUGGUUCAGUUUGUUGAGGCUUCUCAGAAGGAUUUGCGUCUGGCUUCCAUUAAACUUCUCCAGAACCUCUCCCCACAUAUGGGUCAGGAAUUAGCUGAUGCAUUACGUGGCACAGUUGGCCAGCUUGGCAGCCUAAUAAAAAUCAUAUCAGAAAAUAUAGGAAUUACUGAGGAGCAGGCAGUAGCCGUUGGCCUUCUAGCUGAACUUCCAGAGAGAGAUGUGGGCUUGACACGGCAAAUGCUAGAUGAAGGUGCCUUUCAGUUAAUUAUCUCUAGAGUGUCUAGGAUCCAAAGGGGAGAGACUAGUGGAGCCCGUUUUGUGACACCAUUCCUGGAAGGGCUUGUAUCAGUUCUUGUGAGGGUAACAUUUAUCUUGGCCGAUGAACCUGAUGCCAUUGCUUUAUGCCGUGAGCAUGAUCUUGCAGCACUGUUCAUUGAACUACUUCAGCGCAAUGGACUUGAUAAAGUACAGAUGGUUUCUGCUACAGCAUUGGAAAACUUAUCUCUAGAAUCCAAAAAUUUGACGAAACUGCCUGAGUUGCCACCACCUGGCUUUUGUGCCUCAAUCUUCACAUGUUUCAGUAAGCAGCCUGUCAUAACUGGAUUGUGUCAGGUCCACAGGGGAACAUGUUCACUAAAAGACACCUUUUGUCUUUUGCAAGGACAGGCUGUGGAGAAAUUGGUAGCACUUCUAGAUCACACAAAUGAGAAGGUGGUUGAGGCAGCACUGGCGGCAUUAUCUACUUUGUUGGAGGAUGGUGUUGAUAUUGAACAAGGGGUGAUGGUUUUGUGUGACGCACAGGGUAUCAAGCCUAUUCUUGACGUGUUACUCGAAAAAAGAACUGAGAUCCUGAGGAGGAGGGGGGUUUGGGUAGUUGAGAGAAUCUUGCGGACUGAUGAAAUUGCGUAUGAAGUUUCUGGAGACCCAAAUGUGAGCACUGCACUUGUUGAUGCCUUCCAGCAUGCUGACUAUAGAACACGGCAGAUUGCUGAACGUGCCCUAAAGCAUAUUGAUAAAAUACCAAACUUCUCAGGAAUCUUCCCAAAUAUGGGUUGAGCCUCUUCCAGAUGCUUUAUUCAAAAUUUUACAAAAUGCAGGCGCCUGUAUCUAAUACUUGCUUUGACCAAGCAGUUUUGACGUGGAUGGAUAUUGUCUGCAAAUUGUCAAACUGCAGGUAGAUAUUAUUGUAUAAAGACACGUUCCAUUUGUAGAGAAUUUUAAAUGCCAUUCAUUUGUUCUCAGUAAA
This is a messenger RNA of Pistacia vera, 2861 nucleotides long. Its product is annotated as U-box domain-containing protein 44. Gene Ontology annotation, molecular function: protein binding; ubiquitin-protein transferase activity. The coding region runs from base 230 to 2671 and encodes 813 amino acids. The record is from RefSeq and is a predicted model, not a curated record. Gene Ontology annotation, biological process: protein ubiquitination. The transcript has 4 exons. Lineage: Eukaryota; Viridiplantae; Streptophyta; Magnoliopsida; Sapindales; Anacardiaceae.